This is a messenger RNA of Striga hermonthica, 1536 nucleotides long. NCBI's taxonomy places the organism in Eukaryota, Viridiplantae, Streptophyta, Magnoliopsida, Lamiales, Orobanchaceae. The record is from the annotation of a GenBank genome assembly.
AUGGAACUCAGUGGCGUACAGUCGCCGGCGGUGAGCAGCAUUCCUCGGAUUGUGCCGUUAGGGAAGCCAUUUUUGUGCGGGCCCGCCAUUCUCAAGCUGUUCGGCCAAAAUAGGACAUGCCCAGAUGCCAGAAAGCUCAGAUUUCUCGAUUCUAGGGCUCGAGCAUCAGGCACCACCAUAAUCAAGUGUCAAGCACAAGACACUGUGCCGAGCAGUAGCAGCCAAAAGGAUGGGAAUCUCGUUUUUGUUGCGGGGGCCACUGGCCGAGUAGGAUCACGAACUGUGAGAGAGCUCUUGAAAUUAGGAUUCAACGUUCGAGCCGGUGUUCGGAGUGUUCAGCGAGCUGGAUCUCUUGUCCAAAGUAUUGAGAACAUGAAGCUUGAGGUAAUGGCAGAUGGCACUAAACCUAUAGAUAAGUUUGAACUUGUGGAGUGUGACUUGGAGAAACCGGACCAGAUAAGGCCGGGAAUCGGGAAUUCAUCGAUUGUUAUAUGCUGCAUUGGUGCUAGUGAGAAGGAGAUUUUCGAUAUAACGGGACCGUACAGGAUUGAUUAUCAGGCUACCAAAAACCUGAUUGAUGCAGCAACUUCUGCAAAAGUUGAUCACUUUAUAUUACUCACAUCUCUUGGGACAAACAAAGUUGGAUUUCCCGCUGCAAUCUUGAAUUUGUUCUGGGGAGUCCUUAUAUGGAAAAGGAAAGCAGAAGAAACACUUCUUGCCAGUGGUCUUCCUUACACCAUAGUUCGACCGGGAGGUAUGGAGCGCCCUACCGAUUCAUUCAAGGAAACUCAUAAUCUUACAUUAUCCGAAGAAGAUACUUUGUUCGGUGGCCUAGUGUCAAAUUUGCAGGUGGCAGAACUAAUGGCAUUUAUGGCCAAAAACAAAAGCCACUCGUGUUAUAAAGUUGUGGAAGUUGUUGCAGAAACUUCGGCUCCUUUAACGCCAAUGGGUGAUCUCUUCAAAAAGAUACCAGCUUCCCGAUUGUUCAUUGACAAGGAAUCUGAUGAUGUUGAUGGAUCGAGGCCAUUUGUUAAAGACAGCUUGUUGACUGAAAAGAAAACCGAGCAGAUAAUCACAACUAAAGCAGCAGCACCACAAUCCCCAUUUACUGCCUAUGAAGAUCUAAAACCACCGACUUCUCCAACCCCUACCCCGAGCACUGGUCCCGGGCCCACCUCAUUCUCAAUCAAAGUCGAUUCUAAUUCUUCAAAAUCGACGAAUAUUUCGACCGAUAAUGUGGGCACUAAUAAGGCUGCGCCAAAGAAAAAAUACGCCUCGUCACCAUACAUCAAUUAUGAAGACUUGAAACCACCGAGCUCACCAACCCCAACUCCAAGUGGUUCCAAGAAGGAAUCUUUCACUGCCUCGAUUUCUUCUGAAGUUACUGUGGGUGAUAAUAUUGUCGUGAAAAGUGAAAGCACAGACGUAGGGAAAAAAAAGCCUACAAAAAUACCAGUUUACCGUCUAUCGCCUUAUCUUGCAUACGAGGAUCUCAAGCCGCCUUCAUCACCAUCUCCUAAUGCGCCAAAAUAUUAA